Molecule: messenger RNA, 606 nt
Organism: Rangifer tarandus platyrhynchus (Svalbard reindeer)
Lineage: Eukaryota; Metazoa; Chordata; Mammalia; Artiodactyla; Cervidae
Source: the annotation of a GenBank genome assembly
AUGCCACCUGCUCCCCAGGAGCAAGGAGGCCUCCGGGCCCAGCUGCCCCAGGUGGGCACCCAGAACCUGGUGUUACCUCAGCUCACGUAUGGUCAGGGACGGCCCCUUGUGGUGAGCUCAGGACAUGAAAAGCCCAUCGAGACACGAAGGGACACCAAAGACAGAGGUCACCGCGGCCACAGUCAUGCCUGCAGCUGGUUUGUGCCCCACGUCUGCUUCCACCUGCGGCCUGAGUCUGAUGUGCCUGCGGGCAGAGGCUGCGAGAGGCCGCACAAGGCCUGGUGGAGAAGUGCUGAUGAGGGCGGCCUGAGGGCCCAAGGCCAGGCCCGGGGCGGCCCGGCCAACAGCCUCCACGCGGAGACCUGCGGCGCCCGGACCGCGAGAGGGACCCCAGCGCAGGCAGAAGCAGUGGAGGCCCGCGCCCCGCCGCCCUGCACUGGGGCCCCGCACGAGAUCCGGGUCACCAGCGAGGUGCGCGUGGCAGGGGCCUGGCCUGCGGGGGAAGGGCUGGUUCCAGACGCAGUCGCCACCCUGUCUCCUGGCCACUUCCUGCUCUUCCUGCCUGAAUGCAGAAGCGACGUCUGGCCGCUGGUGGCCGUCCGGUGA